AUGUCAAUAAAAGCACAGCUUGUGCCCGCGUUCAAAAAUAAAAAUAGAUGGAAUUUAAAGAGGUCUAUCGCCAAUCGGAAAUACCGUUCCCUUGUUCCUGUUGAAAACAAAGUUUGUCAACGCAUGUGUAACUCAAAGCCUGUUCGUUUUUUCUUGGAAAGCGGCGGAAUAGACCUUUGUGAGGCUAUGCAUAUAUUAAAGAACCAGACAAAUGAAUCUAAAGCCCUACAUCAUUUAUAUCAUGUACUACAAAAAGAAAUCAUCGUAUUUGCUUUUGGUUCGUCGGUUCGUCGGUACUAUUUUGUAAAUAAUGUUACCGGGAACUGUAAUCCCCUCUUCUUGGGUAUCCCCAACUCAUGCCGAACUGGGCGAGAAAGUCAAAGAAGACGUGUAGAAGAAAUCAAAGUGUUUUGUUUUUUGGUACAUCACUGUUUACAGGUUUAUCAACUCACAACCGUGAAAACCAUAGCAAUUAAGUAUGAUCCAGACACACAACACACAUACACAAAUCCAGGAAUUGGAUAA
Phycomyces blakesleeanus NRRL 1555(-) is the source of this 525-nucleotide messenger RNA. RefSeq lists its product as hypothetical. The coding region runs from base 1 to 525 and encodes 174 amino acids. Lineage: Eukaryota; Fungi; Mucoromycota; Mucoromycetes; Mucorales; Phycomycetaceae. The record is from RefSeq and is a predicted model, not a curated record. The transcript has 7 exons.